Molecule: messenger RNA, 2763 nt
Organism: Neoarthrinium moseri
Lineage: Eukaryota; Fungi; Ascomycota; Sordariomycetes; Amphisphaeriales; Apiosporaceae
Exons: 11
Coding region: 1-2763 (920 amino acids)
Molecular function (GO): nucleic acid binding; ATP binding
Source: RefSeq, a predicted model, not a curated record
AUGGAACUCCGUCAAGGAAUCCUUCAUCAAACGACUAUACAAACAGCGAAACAACACCAGGGAACUUACAGCACUACCCCACUGGCCGGCAAUAAGAGGUCAUCGCCUGGGCUUGACACUCACAGCGGUGUUCCAACCCACGCAUCGCAGAAAGUUGCGUUCCAAAGGGCUUCUUCACUUGGCAGGAAUGUGUCAACACUGGCGGCGAGCACCAUUGAGGUCACAGAGUCGGGGCCUCGAAACUCCCCAGAAGUUUCUGAAUACUCGCAGCGCAAGGUAGUAUCUGCCACCCCCACUGCGGGCACGGACAGAGCAUUAUCAUUGUCACAUCCUCGAUAUGCACUUCCUGAGAGCCUUGUGGAGAAUCUACGAAGCCUCGGGAUCAAUGAGAUCUAUCCCUGGCAGAAGCACUGCUUAAUGGGCCCUGGCCUGCUCAAUGGGGCCAAAAACUUGGUCUAUACUGCCCCCACGGGUGGCGGAAAGUCCCUAGUCGCUGAUGUAUUGAUGCUGAAAAGGGUUCUCGAACGCCGCGAUGCCAAAGCACUGCUGAUCUUGCCAUAUGUUGCACUGGUCCAGGAAAAGGUGCGAUGGCUCCGCAAGGUUGUGCAAGGUAUUACUCGUAUAGCACCUGAUGGAGUUCUCCCGGGCAAGGAGGAGACUUUAUGGCGACGACGGGCAGACGAAGACACCAUCAGGGUCGUUGGCUUCUUUGGCGGCGGAAAAAUAAGGGCAACUUGGGCGGACUUCGACAUUGGCGUCUGCACGUUCGAAAAAGAGGCCAACACACUCAUGAACACGGCCAUCGACGACUGUUCCAUAGCCAAUCUUAGAGCUGUUGUUCUCGAUGAACUGCACAUGAUCGACGACGAUCAUCGUGGCUACUUGUUGGAGUUGUGUGCCACAAAGCUCCUUAGCCUGGAACACAAGGUACAGAUUGUUGGAAUGAGUGCAACAUUGCCAAACAUCGAAGUUCUCGCACAAUGGCUUGGAGCCCACAGAUACCAGACAGCAUACCGUCCGAUACCCAUCAAGGAACAUCUAGUCUACGACUCCAAGAUUUAUGAGGCAUCAUCCAAGGAGGGAGUCCUAACUGCCGCAACCCCAUUGAAUAGGCAGACCGGUCCAAGGGAACUGAUGGUACCGCCAAUCAGAGUGAUCACGAACUCAUCGCAUAAGGAGCUACAAGACCCCGUUUUGAACGCGGUGGUUUCGUUGGCUAGCGAAACAGUCAGAUCCGGCUAUGGCGUUCUGAUCUUCUGUAGUAGCCGCGCCGGUUGCGAAUUUGAUGCUAGAAUCGUCUCUAGGGCCGUACAUGACGCUCAUGGAGGCGACCCAGUCAUACUCGAAAAGAGAACUGACCUGAUGGGUGACUUGCGUAGCCUGCCUUCAGGAUUAGAUCCAGCGCUUGACGACACAAUACCUUCGGGUGCGGGCCUAACCACCGAAGAGCGAGACCUCAUCGCCGAUGCCUACGACAAGGGUAUCUUGAAGGUCAUCGUAGCUACUUGCAGUCUGGCUGCUGGGAUCAACCUCCCGGCCCGGCGUGUGAUUCUCCACAACGCUCGGAUGGGGCGCGAGCUUGUUGGGCCGUCCAUGCUUCGACAGAUGCGCGGCCGGGCCGGAAGGAAAGGCAAGGAUGAGGUCGGUGAAACUUACUUGUGUUGUCGCAAGAAUGACCUUGAGGACGUCAUUGAGCUCAUGAACGCUGAGCUGCCCCAACUUUCUAGUGGUCUGAUGACAGACAAACAGAGGAUACGCCGCGCCCUGCUAGAGAUUAUUGCGGUACGACUGGCGACAAGCCGGGACUCUAUGGAUGACUACUUGCUGAAAACGCUCCUCAGCCUCACUGCCGAGUCAGACGUCAUUCGCGAGCAUGUCGAGUCCAGUCUCAGCGACUUGAUCGAGAUGGAAUUCAUACAAGAAGAUGAGCAGUCAGGUUUCAAGGUAACGCAACUUGGCAAGGCGGUUGUUGCCUCUGCUCUUGAGCCUGAAGAUGGUGCCUUUGUCCAUCGAGAAAUGCAGCGUGCGCUGAGAGCAUUCGUCAUGGACGGCGAAAUGCAUUCACUCUACACCUUCACGCCGGUUCAAGACUUUUCUACAACAGUCAAUUGGAAAGUGUUUCGAAACGAGAUGGAAACCUUGGAUGACAGUGACCUCCGCGUGAUGUCAUUUCUAGGACUUAAACCUACAAUAAUCAAUAAGAUGGCUCAAGGGAGCACCAUGAAGGAAUCAACACCGGGAGAGCGAGAGAUAUCAAGAAUCUAUACUCGGUUCUAUCUCGCUCUGCAGUUACGCGAUCUCUGUAAUGAGGUUCCAAUACAUCUAGUUGCACAGAAGUAUGAUAUGCCACGAGGAAGCGUGCAGACACUUGCCCAGACAUGUCAAGGUUUCGCGGCUGGAAUGGUAAAGUUCUGUGAACACAUGGAUUGGGGAAUGAUGGCAGCGGCCCUCGAUCACGUCUCUGACAGGCUGAAAGCUGGGGCCAGGGCUGACUUGCUAGCACUUGCUCAGAUCACAUUCAUCAAGAGUCGGACGGCCAGAGUCUUCUAUGAUAAUGGGUUCAAAACGGUGGCCGCAGUAGCUAAUGCGGAUCCGUCUGAACUUGUUCCAGUGUUAAUACAGGCCCAGCCAAUGAAGAUACGCCUCAAGAAACAAGAUGAGCAGAAGUAUGAAGAAAAGCUUUUCGCGAAGGCGGAGAUCAUAUCGAAUUCCGCAAACCGACUUUGGCAAAUCCAAAUGCAACACGACAUAGAUGAGGAAUAG